AUGGGUGAGUAGAAAAACCCUUUCUGAAAACCACCCUUACAGCGUGUGCAUGCUAAUGAGUGCAUUUAGCAGUGGAGGCGUUGACAAUAUUUGGAGCAGGGUGGGGAUGUACAGUACAGCAGGGAUCAACAAGGAUGUAGCUCAGGCUAGAUUCCAGGAGACAAGGUGUUUCGUUUCCUGUCUUGUGUUUAAAGGUCAUAGUAACAUAGGCUGACAUUACCGGCUCAGGUAAACCCGUUGGGAUAGAGAGAGGGUGCAGGGGGCUGUUGCCAUAGAAACCCCGGGAGACAGGGCGAGGAGGGGAGAGAGAGCCGGGAGGGCUGGAGAUGUCUAAAUGGAAGCACACUCCCACUGGGCACACACUGGUUGAAUCAACAUUGUUUCCACGUAAUUUCAAUGAAAUUACGUUGAACCAACGUGGAAUUAACAUUGAAUUGACGUCUCGGGGGGACAGAUUAACACUCUGCUGUAGGCAGCAUUUCCCCUGUCUAGACACACAUGCACACACAUAUACACACACACUGAGUGACAAAUGGAAACAGAGGAACGGGGGUCUCUAUGGUAAUUGACACUGUGCAUAUAACCCUGAUAGCCCCCCACUGCAGGUUCUAUUUCCACACUGCUUACCAGGGAUUAGCCAAGGUGAUUACUCUCUGUGCUGUGGCUCUCUCUGUGGCUCUGCUCAGAAAGUGUGUGUUGACGGAACAGCACAGAGGACAGCUGACUGUCACACCCACACAUUGACAAGGCUCUGUCUUUCUCUCUGCUCUCAAGUCAAGGGUUCUAGGCUAUUUUUUUGUUCACAUGGCUUUAUUUUCAGAUUGGUUAAAUGAAGUUGGAAAGUGAUUUACGGCCAAGAUUAUAGUAAUCAAUAACAGUCUUGGCUCCAAAGUAAUGUAUGAACAGCGCCGGAGAAGAUGGCUGCCGUUUUACAGCCCUCUAACCAAUUGUACUAUUAUGUGUGUUUUUCCGCGUUAUUUGUAAUUUAUUUUGUACAUAAUGUUUCUGCCAUCGUCUCUUAUAACCAAAAAGAGCUUCUGGAUAUCAGGACAGUGAUUACUCACCUCGUAUUGGACGAAGAUUUUUUCUUCAACGAGGCGUCCCCGAAGGAUAUCAUACAGACACCCGACAAGGCCCAAAUCCCCGUCAUUCGCGUGAAGAAGAGACGGAGAUAUCGUGGACGCAGAUCGGGGUGCCUUGUAAGGAUCCGACGGCGAGCGAGUAAACUGCCUCUUCCAUCAAUCCUAUUAGCCAACGUUCAAUCUUUUGAAAAUAAAGUGGACGAUUUAAGAUUACGGUUAUCCUACCAACGGGACAUUAAAAACUGUAAUAUAUUAUGUUUCACCGAGUCGUGGCUGAACGACGACAAUGAUAACAUUCAGCUAGCAGGCUAUACGCUACAUCGGCAGGACAGAACGGCUGACUCUGGUAAGACAAGGGGUGGCGGUCUGUGUAUAUUUGUAAACAACAGCUGGUGCACAAAACCAAAUACUAAGGAAGUCUCGAGGUUUUGCUCGCCUGAGGUAGAGUAUCUUAUGAUAAGCUGUAGACCACACUAUUUACCAAGAGAGUUUUCAUCUAUAUUUUUCAUAGCUGUCUAUUUACCACCACAAACCAAUGCUGGCAUUAAGAUUGCACUGAAUGAGUUGUACAAGGCCAUUAAUCAACAGGAAAACGCUCAUCCAGAUGCAGCGCUCCUAGUGGCCGGGGACUUUAAUGCAGGGAAACUUAAAUCCGUUCUACCUAAUUUCUACCAGCAUGUUAAAUGUGCAACCAGAGGGAAAAAAACUCUAGACCACCUUUACUCCACACACAGAGACGCAUACAAAGCUCUCCCUCGCCCUCCAUUUGGCAAAUCUGACCAUAACUCUAUCCUCCUGAUUCCUGCUUAUAAGCAAAAACUAAAGCAGGAAGCACCAGUGACUCGGUUAAUAAAAAAGUGGUCAGAUGACGCAGAUACUAAGCUACAGGACUGUUUUGCUAGCACAGACUGGAACAUGUUCCGGGAUUCUUCAGACAGCAUUGAGGAGUACACCACAUCAGUCACUGGCUUCAUCAAUAAGUGCAUCGAUGAUGUCGUCCCCACAGUGACCGUACAUACAUACCCCAACCAGAAGCCAUGGAUUACAGGAAACAUCCGCACUGAGCUAAAGGGUAGAGCUGCCGCUUUCAAGGAACGGGACUCUAACCUGGACGCUUGUAAGAAAUCCCGCUAUGACCUCCGACGAACCAUCAAACAGGCAAAGAGUCAAUACAGGUCUAAGAUUGAAUCGUACUACACUGGCUCUGACGCUCGUCGGAUGUGGCAGGGCUUGAAAACUAUUACAGACUACAAAGGGAAGCACAGCCGCGAGCUGCCCAGUGACACAAGCCUACCAGACGAGCUAAACCACUUCUAUGCUCGCUUCGAGGCAAGCAACACUGAAGCAUGCAUGAGAGCACCAGCUGUUCCGGAUGACUAUGUGAUCACGCUCUCCGUAGCCGAUGUGAGUAAGACUUUUAAGCAGGUCAACAUUCACAAGGCCGCAGGGCCAGACGGAUUACCAGGACGUGUACUCCGAGCAUGUGCUGACCAACUGGCAAGUGUCUUCACUGACAUUUUCAACAUGUCCCUGACUGAGUCUGUAAUACCAACAUGUUUCAAGCAGACCACCAUAGUCCCCGUGCACAAGGACUCUAAGAUAACCUGCCUAAAUGACUACCGACCCGUAGCACUGACGUCUGUAGCCAUGAAGUGCUUUGAAAGGCUGGUCAUGGCUCACAUCAACAGCAUUAUCCCAGAAACCCUAGACCCACUCCAAUUUGCAUACCGCCCCAACAGAUCCACAGAUGAUGCAAUCUCUAUUGCACUCCACACUGCCCUUUCCCACCUGGACAAGAGGAACACCUACGUGAGAAUGCUAUUCAUUGACUACAGCUCAGCAUUCAACACCAUAGUGCCCUCUAAGCUCAUCACUAAGCUAAGGAUCCUGGGACUAAACACCUCCCUCUGCAACUGGAUCCUGGACUUCCUGAUCCUGGACUUCCCCAGGUGGUAAGGGUAGGUAACAACACAUCUGCCACACUGAUCCUCAACACGGGGGCCCCUCAGGGGUGCGUGCUCAGUCCCCUCCUGUACUCUCUGUUCACCCAUGACUGCAUGGCCAGGCACGACUCCAACACCAUCAUUAAGUUUGCCGACGACACAACAGUGGUAGGCCUGAUCACCGACAACGAUGAGACAGCCUAUAGGGAGGAGGUCAGAGAUCUGGCCGUGUGGUGCCAGGACAACAACCUCUCCCUCAACGUGACCAAGACAAAGGAGAUGAUUGUGGACUACAGGAAAAAAAAGAGGACUGAGCAUGCCCCCAUUCUCAUCGACGGGGCUGUAGUGGAACAGGUUGAGAGCUUCAAGUUCCUUGGUGUCCACAUCACCAACGAACUAUCAUGGUCCAAACACACCAAGACAGUCGUGAAGAGGGCACGACAAAGCCUAUUCCCCCUCAGGAGACUAAAAAGAUUUGGCAUGGGUCCUCAGAUCCUCAAAAAAUUCUACAGCUGCACCAUCGAGAGCAUCCUGACUGGUUGCAUCACCGCCUGGUAUGGCAACUGCUUGGCCUCCGACCGCAAGGCACUACAGAGGGUAGUGCGUACGGCCCAGUACAUCACUGGGGCAAAGCUUCCUGCCAUCCAGGACCUCUAUACCAGGCGGUGUCAGAGGAAGGCCCUCAAAAUUGUCAAAGACUCCAGCCACCCUAGUCAUAGACUGUUCUCUCUGCUACCGCACGGCAAGCGGUACCGGAGUGCCAAGUCUAGGUCCAAAAGACUUCUCAACAGCUUCUACCCCCAAGCCAUAAGACUCCUGAACAGCUAAUCAUGGCUACCCGGACUAUUUGCACUGCCCCCCCACCCCAUCCUUUUUAUGCUGCUGCUACUCUGUUAAGUAUUUAUGCACAGUCACUUUAACUACAUGUACAUAUUACCUCAACUACCUCAACUAGCCGGUGCCCCCGCACAUUGACUCUGCAACGGUACCCCCCUGUAUAUAUAGCCUCCCUACUGUCACUUUAUUUUACUUCUGCUCUUUUUUUUCUCAACACUUUUUUUGUUGUUUUAUUUUUACUUUUUUUGUUUAAAAUAAAUGCACUGUUGGUUAAGGGCUGUAAGUAAGCAUUUCACUGUAAUGUCUGCACCUGUUGUAUUCGGCGCAUGUGACCAAUACAAUUUGAUUUGAUUUGAUUUGAUUUAAUUUGUCUAUAAGUAGACUGUAUGGGGAGACCAAUGGAGAGCCUGAAUGGCGAGACCGCCCCCAUACACACACGCCGAACGCACGCACACAGUGUCCCCUGUCACAACAACAUCCUCAUGCAGGAAAGUGUGUGACGUGACAAAACAUGCACCAAGCGGUCAGAUAUUUGCUAGCUGGAGGGGACAGAGGCAUGUUCGAGGAAUGAUGUAAACAUGCACCUCCCCCCCCUUCUCUCCCUUCUACUCCUAGCCUCUGGCAUGGGGGAUACCAUCGCCAGCCACCCCCUCCCUGUCUCCGAUGUAAAAUGGCAUGAUGCGACUUGAUCUCUCUGCCUGUGUAUUCAUAUAUUCAUGUCACUCUGGUCCUGUACAGUAUGUUUUGUUGAGGUGCAUUGCAGCAACAUUUAUUUGCAAUCACUGCAGUGUCUUUGGGGGAGUCACUUGUCCAGAAAUAUUCAGAAUUAACAUAAAAACAGCGUUACUGUAGCCUGUGUUGGUUUGCAUCUAUUGACAGUAGGCAGGAUGAUGAAUGAGGAAAUACAUUUAUACCAUUAUGGACGUGUAUGCGCAUUUGCAAGCCACUAUGAGAUUGGAAAGCCUGAAGGUUCAUGAGGGGUUUCAGUGUAGAUAUUUAUGUGUGGGUGUGUAUACAAGAUCAGAAUGUACAGUACCAGCAUGUAUUAUAUCUACAGGAAUAUUAUGUAGUAUAUGUAAGCAGUGUAGUUGUUCUGCAGAAGGAUAUGACUAAUAUAUGAUGUGUGCGUGCGCGUGCCCGUGCCCGUGUGUGUAUGUGUUGCAGACACUCUGACAGAGGCACUGAAUGCCAUCAGUGUGAGCACCGAGCUGGUAGAGCAGGAGCUGAAGCCUCAUCUGGACACCCUGCUGGCUGUGCUACUGGACAAGAGUGAGUCUGUACUCUACACACACACCAGUAGACACUGACCUCGGACUCAUCAAUCUCACUCCUGCCCUGUUCCCAGCAGUCAGCUUUUAUGACAUUGCUUUGGCCAUGGCAAGCAAGGCCAGAUCAUUUAGAAACGAUAUAUCGUCUCAGCUUCAAUUAUCUCAACAUAUUUAUCAUGUUGUUUAGGAAUCUAUCGUUCCCCCUUUUUUGAUUUUCUGGGCUGAGGCACAAGUUCUCUUUUUAAAAAAUCAUAUUUUGGAUGCCUGGCGUAGUCUUGGCCCAAAUCUUCAGCUAUAAAAAGACUGAGUGUUGCAGCAGUGUUCAGAACACCCCUGCUGUUUCUCAUCUGUAUUCAUUAAACAUCACAGUGCUGUGAAGAGGGGGAGGGGGGAUCGGAGAGAAAGAAUGAAAGGAAGGAAGUGUGAGAGUGACAGGUCAGGUUAUUCUCCAUCUCUCCCUCUUUCUGGUUCGGCAAAUAUCCAAUUUAUAUGAGGUUGCACUGUGCACGGGCAGCCACAUUUGGUUCUCCUCAAAAACGGGCAAGGGGACAUUAUUACCAUAGCAGCGUGGCCUAGUGCCUGACAACCUGACCUGCCUCCUCGGCAGUUGUGACAUUCUCUGAAAGGGGAAAUGCUAAUAUUAAGUUUUCCUCUGUGUCUAUUGCAUGUUGCUGCUUUAAUAAUCACAAUGAAUCUCCCUCCUAAGCUCAACAGAGGAGGAUUCAAUUUUAGUUUCUCUCUCUGGUCUCCUCCUGACAUCACAGAGGUGUUAGAGUCAUUGUUAAUUGUAGAGAGGAGAAGAGAGAGGAAAGCCAAAGACAACCGGUGCACUCAGUGAUCCUGAUCAAUCUCAUCAAAGAGAAGAGACUUGGCACAGGAAAUGGCAUUACAUCUAAUGCUGGGACACUUUCAUUAGCAAAAGUUGUGUCUGAGUUCAUUUCUGGUUAACAAUUAGCUGGUUUGUCUAUAGGUCAAUAAAGAUUAUUUAUGUUACUAUAAAGCCAAUUGUCAUUUUCUGUCUUCAGUUCAAUUCCAUUCUAUUGUAUCUCAAUGCUAAGGGGUAGUUGACAUAUAAGUGUGUGUAUGAUCUGUCCCCAGAGAAGGGAGCUGCUGUGGAGAUCGCCUCCAGUGGGAUCCUUCCCAUCCUAGCCCAGUCCCUCAGGGAGAAGAGUCCUCUCACCAACCAAGUGGCAUUGGUGGUGGCAGAAAUGGCCAGGGAAGGUGAGUUGAGAUGCCAGCCCGCGAAGAACGGAUGAUUACCAAUCUGAGUUUAAUGGAGAGAACCAAGCCCUUAAUCACUACUACUCUGACUCGCACUGUGUUUGAAAAUAAAAUAAGUUCAUUUUGCUAUGGAUGGCUGUAAUCAGACAAUUUCCAUUGAUGGACAGUUUUGACAGAACAGUGGUGUCUGUGCAACCUCACCUGCUCCUACUCAUUACCUAUCAACUAAUAUUCAUGACCUCUACUAAGUACCCACAGGGCACAGAUGUCAAUUCAACUGUUAUUCCACGUUGGUUCAACGUCAUUUAAUUGAACUGACGUGGAAACAACGUUGAUUCAACCAGUGUGUGCCCAGUGGGUACUUGAGGUUCAAAGUGCCCUUUCAAAAUAAGUUAUGCUAAUGUUCUCUUUUAAUUAACUUUAUGUAGAUGAUAUCUAUGCACAAUAUAUGUUACUGAUGUGCCCUAUACUUCCUUCACUAUCCUUUGUUCUUUAAUCUAUAUAUAUUUUUCUUAAAGCAGAACUUCUGCCACUGACUUAUAUGCAUUCUGUACCAACCCUAAACCAAAAAUGAGGGGGUGGUUUUGGUUAUCACUCAAUGACAGCAGCAGGAGUACUUUUCAUUUGCAUCUAGCAAGAUCCAGUCCUCUAUUUACAAACACAACAAUGCCAUAGGCUUACUGUGGGUAGAAACAGAGAUUAAGGAAAUGCUGUCCCUGUGUUCCAGCGGCGGUGAGGGACCCGUGCAUUGAUGCGGGCCUCGUGACGGUUCUGGUGCCCCUGCUGAACAGUGCAGACGAGGAGCUGCUGCUCCACACUGGCAGAGCCAUCGGACGCAUCUGCUUCGACAACAGUGAGUGAGACUGACUCCUGCAGGCCGGGACCUUCCCAGGGGGAAUCAGGCUUUACCUGCGGUGACAGGAUAAAUCUGAACCAGAAUCUGCCUACUAAAUGAAUAUGUCCUGGUGGAUUUGGUGUGUGUGCCUCCACGUCUCUAUGUCUAUUUAUCUCAGUCUCCAUUACUCUCUACCUCCUUCUCUCCCUUCCCCUUUCAUCUCUUUCCUCCUCCCUCUCUCAGCGGCCCAGCAGGAUCAGCUAGUGCAGUGUGGGGUGAUCCCCAGGCUGGUAGCCAUCAUGAGGGAGAACCUAGAGAACGACCCACUGGUCAACGUGUGUCUGCUGGCCCUCUGUAACCUGGCUGACAUGGGUGAGUCAAAUCAGAGGAACUUUAGUAUACUCUAGAGAGGGUCACAGAGGGGACCGACUGGGCACACACUGGUUGAAUCAACGUUGUUUCCACGUCAUUUCAAUGACAUUACAUUGAACCAACCCGGAAUAGACGUUGAACUGACGUCUGUAGCCAGUGGGGAGGAAAGCCUGUUUGUUUUUGGUUACAUUUCUGAACCAAAAUUGCGUGCUUGUCUCAUUUGUUUACUUGGAGCGGCAGGUAGCUUAGUGGGUAAGAGCGUUGUGCCAGUAACCGAAAGGUCGCUGGUUCUAAUCCCAGAGCCGACUAGGUGAAAAAUCUGUUGAUGUGCCCUUAAGCAAGGCACUUAACCCUAAUUGCUCCUGUAAGUCACUCUGGAUAAGAGCGUCUGCUAAAUGACUAAAAUGUAAAUAUACUGACUUGAACCAGUUAUUGUGUUUCUCACAUCUUAUCUGUGAAUGAAAAUUGUUUCUUAACUGACAGGCCUGGUUAGACAAAGGUGUCCAUUUAAAAAAGUGGUCUCUGACCCCUGCAGACACGACGCGGGAGGCGCUAGUAGAGGUGGGCGUGGCAGAGGUGCUGACGGCCCAGCUAAAACGGGCUACUGACGCAGAGAGAAGACACAUUAUACUGGAGGUGCUGGGAUCACUGGGAGAGAAUGGUGAGUCUGGGCAAGGGCCUGAAUGUGGUCAUUCAAAUGAUUAUCAUUUAUACAGAAACGGAUGAGAUGAAAUAGGCUGCAAGUGAGGCUUAAGCUUUUCACAUGGAGGGUUGAAUGAAUGUGUGCUCAGACUAACACACCCCUCCUGUGCUGCUGUUGUCAGACGUGCUGAAGCUGCAGUUUGUGGAGUCGGGGGUUCCUGAGGCUCUGUCUGAGAUGAUUCGAGGUCUACAGGGCGGCUCUGACCCCCAUGACCUCUGCAGCAUCAAGAUCGCCUCUAACCUUAUCGUUUCUCUCCUGCUGGGAGGUAAAGAACUCAACCUGACCUGGAGGCACCAGAAUCCCUCUAUGGUCCUCCCCUUGAACCUAACCCCAUAGUCCAUGCCUCACUCACACACACCCCUUCACUGUCUGUCAGCUCACAUCACUCAAUUUGAUUGAUGUUUGAUUCCGUAUGUAAUCGAGCUAAAAUACUCUCAAACUAAGAAUACUAUUUUACUCAUAAAAAUCAGGCCAUGUGAUGUGUUGAUGAUGAUAAUGAUGUUGAUGAUGAUGAUACAUGGUUUUCUUGUUUCUUUGUCUUUUGUCUGUUUCGAGUUCUUUGCUAAAUGAAAUAUUGAUCACAAAACAUGGAUAAUUGGUGGUUGACUAGUUUGAUGUGCUGACUGUCCCUGUGUGCUGUGUUUUGGUGCAUUAGAUGAGUCCAUGCAGAAGUGUUUCGGCGAGGGCACGGGGGUGGUGUACCAGGACGUGCUCUCCUGGCUGCAGUCCUCCAACACUCAGCUACAGCUCUCUGGAGCCCUGGCCAUCGCCAACUUUGCCAGGAACGGUGAGAUGACAAAAUGCCUUCAGAUUGACUUAUCUGCAUUGACUGCUUUGGUUUUGACAUGAGAAUGGAUUCUCAUCAGUCUCUGAUGUUCUAAAGCCCAAAUUAUAUUACCUUAUCACCUCUCUCCUCUCUCUCUCUCUCUCUCUCUCUCUCUCUCUCUCUCUCUCUCUCUCUCUCUCCCUCCCUCCCUCCCUCCCUCCCUCCCUCCCUCCCUCCCUCCCUCCCUCUCUCCCUCCCUCCCUCCCUCCCUCCCGCUCCCGCUCCCUCUCUCUCUCUGUCUCUCUCUGUCUCUUUCACCCUUCUCAGACAGUAACUGUGUGAAGAUGUUGGAGCUGGGGGUGGUUCCUCAUAUCCUGACCCUGCUGGAGCAGCAUGUGGACGAAGGCGACGUGUCCGUCCAGCAUGCCGGAUUGAGCGCACUCAGAAACCUGGCGAUCCCAGGUAUAUAGUAGGAUGGAUAACCACAAACACACAUGCACACGCACGCACUCACACACACACACACACACACACUGACCCCACUGAACCCACCACUGAAUGACAAACUGGCAGCGGAAAAUGUAUCACUAAUGUGAUUAUCUUGUGAGCUCUUCUUACACUGAGGACUCUCAGCUCUAAGACCACUGUGACCCCUCUUCUACCUGGUGUUUCAGCCAGUAAUAAGGUGAGGAUGCUGGAGGAUGGGGUGACAGAGAGAAUUAGGACCUUGCUGCGCUCUGACAUGCCCCCAGUGCAGUUCAAACUGCUGGGCACCCUGCGCAUGAUGGUGGAUGGACAAGGUGAGUGGGAAAGGUGUAUGGUGAAGGAAAAUAGGAUGUGUGCUUAAUGUAGAGGUCUGGGUUAUACUGUAUGUGACUAAACUAAAAUAUAGGCAAAAUGCAUGUAUCUAGUGCAGAGGUAAUUGAAUGUGUGUGGGACUCAUCUAAUGCACCAAACAUAGCACACAGGGACAGUCAGCACAUCAAACUAGUCAACCACCAAUCAUCCAUGUUUUGUGAUCAAUAUUUCAUUUAGCAAAGAACUCGAAACAGAUAAAAGACAAAGAAACAAGAAAACCAUGUAUCAUCAUCAUCAACAUCAUUAUCAUCAUCAACACAUCACAUGGCCUGAUUUUUAUGAGUAAAAUAGUCCAUAAGACUCCUGAACAGCUAAUCAUGGCUACCCGGACUAUUUGCACUGCCCCCCCACCCCAUCUUUUUACGCUGCUGCUACUCUGUUAAUUAUUUAUUUAUAGUCACUUUAACUCUACCCACAUGUACAUAUUACUUCAACUACCUCAACUAGCCGGUGCCCCCGCACAUUGACUCUGCACCGGUACCCCCCUGUAUAUAUAGCCUCCCUACUGUUAUUUUAUUUUACUUCUGCUCUUUUUUUCUCAACACUUUUUUGUUGUUUUAUUCUACUAUUUUAUUAAAAAUAAAUGCACUGUUGGUUAAGGGCUGUAAGUAAGCAUUUCACUGUAAUGUCUGCACCUGUUGUAUUCGGCGCAUGUGGCCAAUAACAUUUAAGGGAAUCACCACUCUGAGUCUGCUUUCUCACUUCACCUCUCUCCUUUCUCUGUGGUUCUCUUUCUACAUUCUUCAAUCUCCGUUCCCUUAACUCCUCUCCCCGCAACUCUCUCUAAUCCUUUCAUUGUUUCUUUCCCUCCCUUUCUCUCUGUCUCUCUGUCUCUCUCUCUCUAUCGUUCCCUCCCUUUCUCUCUGUCUCUGUCUCUCUCUCUUUCUCUCUCUCUCUCUCUCUCUCUCUCUCUCUCUCUCUUCUCUCUCUCUCUCUCUCUCUCUCUCUCUCUCUCUCUCUCUCUCUUUCUAUCCCUUUCUAACCAACAUAUUUCUCUCAUCUCUACUCUCUCCCCUCACUCAAUCUCUCACACCCCCUCUCUAUCUCUGACUCUCUCCUCCUCCACUCGCUCCUCUCCUCCUCUCUCAGAGGAGGCAGCUGCAGUGCUGGGUAAAGAUGAGGUUUUGUUGGCGAGGAUCAUGGAGUGGUGUGAGGCACGGGACCAUUCAGGGGUCAGGGGAGAGGCAAACCGCCUCCUGGCCGCCCUUAUUAGACACUCCCGUGCCCCAGUGAGUCACUCACACACACGCAUGCACGCAUGCACGCACACACACACACACACACACACACACACACACCAUACAAACAUACAGUAUGUAAUCUUCAUCUCUUCUAGAGGCUGAUUCUCUCCCUUCCGACUCUGACAGGAAGUAAUCAACGCUGUAACCAAAGCAGAUGGGGUGCGACACCUCAUCUCCAUGGCAACCAGUGAACACUUGAUCAUGCAGAAUGAAGCACUGGUGGCCAUGGCGAUUGCAUCUGCCAUUGACAUCGGUGAGGGAUUCUACUAUCCUAUGAGAGCAAUCAGAUGGAAAGAUCAACACAUCUAAAGCUAUCCUUUGGACUAACAGAACGUAGCUAGAUACAGGUUUACUGACAGUAACCAAAACUAAUAUAUUUGUAAUAAUAUCAAUAUAUAUUUUACAAUGGUGAAUUACUGUAAGCUCUUUUUAGGUUAUACUAAUUCCCCUGCAUACCAAUGUACAAUACCAUGAUGUACUUCCUGUAAAUGAGAGACUAACACACUCUCCUUGCAUGUGUGCGUGUAACAUGUCCUGCUGUUUUCCAGACUCCAUGCAGGAAUCAUUCCGGGAGGCAGAGCUCUUGCCCACACUGCAGAAGAUGCUGGAUGACCCAGUAGGGGCGGUGGAGUUCAAGUUCAGCGCCCUAGGGCUUAUCUGUAGCCUGGCCAACUCCAGUAGGUACCCCACCCACGCACGCACGUGCAAACACACACACGCACACACUCAUGUUCUCUCGCUCCUUCUUUCUCUCUCUCACUCUCUCUCUUUAUCUCUGUCUCUAUACUUCUCUCUCUUAGGCUCGAUGAAGGAAGAAAUGGAAUCUCUUAACCUGAAGGAGACACUCAACAAGCUCUCUGGUCACUCCAGCACCAAGCUAGCCACACAGGCCGACACAGUGCUGGCCAUGCUUUCUGAAACCAGCUAGACUGACCUGACCGGACCACUGCCCUGGUCAAUGUGACCACAGACUCUCAGUACCACGUGCCACCGCAACCUCCCCUACUCUCGUAACUACACCAUCCUCUCCAUCAACCGCACUUCACCAGAUAACAACCCAUCCCUCGUUCUGACAGAUGAGAAGGGGUGGAGGGUUUGAAAAGAAGCAGAUAUUGAGUCUUCCAAAGCUGGGCCUCCAUUCGCCUGGCCUAUGGAGAGCACAGUUGGACAUAGCUAUGUUAGGACUGACCAACCCAAUCUGACAAAGAGCUAACAAGGUGAUAGCAUAUGUUCUAAGCACAAGCUGAAUGAGCCAACCCAUGAAAACGCACACGAAUCACAACAUCCCCGUGUUUAUGUGUGAAAUAGCUACUCUAAUCAGUACACCAAUCAAUUCAAUGUAUGUAUGAUUUCCUAUAACGACCAGUGUAUAUUAUCAAAGGAAAUGUUUGCGAAUGUAUGUGCUAUAGUGUUAAUCAUGGCUACUGUUUCAUAGCAUCUAAUGUGCUUACCCUCAAUGGAAAACAUAAAACUAAAGUCUGACACUGUUUCUUAAUGUGAUGUUCUAUCUAUGCUCUAUAUUGACCAAUGUACAUGGAUGUAAAUGUUCCUAGACUAUGACCAUACCUGUCUCUUUUCUGUGGAUCUUGCAUAGUGAGAUCCCCUUGGUAAUAUCUACAGUGUAUAGCUCAAGAAAAGCAUUCAGAGCCAAUAUCUCAAUUGCGAUAUUAUACCAAAGUACAUUCUAAUUCUAAGUUAUGUUAGAGCACAGGUGGGUGGGCACUGGGGGUAAUCAUUACAGAGUUGUGAGAGUGUCAGGCAGCUCUCCCACUGGGUGCCAGCUCUAACAUUCUGACUAAAAGGGAUCAAUAUGUUAUGCGGAUGCUGGGGCAGCAAAGGGCUUGUGGUGAAGGGACCUUUAAUGUUGCUCUCAGAUCCCUGCUGAUUCAACUCCUUUUAACACCAAUUUCUUAAGGUGUCUAAAGCCCAAUGGUGACUGGCUGGCUAUUUUAAAAGGAUUAAUAUAGAAAAUAGCAACUGAAAACAGUACUCUGUCUGUCUUUCCUUUUUAGUACCCAAUGGGAGCUGAGUUGUUGUUGUUGAAUUGAAGCAUUUCAUUCCAAAACGCUAUAUAUACAUUUGUAAAUAUGUUGGUAAUUAUGAAAUUAUGAAAGAGAUUGGUAUGUUUUCUCACUAUCUAAUCAUGGCAUAUGGUUGUUCAAUGACAGAGAUGUAUUUGUUUAAAAUCUAUAACUUUUUCAUUUCAGAGAGACACAUAAUCAUGUUUUUUUUCAAAAUGCUAACAAAUAUGUAACAAAUAACGACAUUUUUAAUAAAGAAAUGUACAAAUAAUACUUUUGUGACAAAAAUAUUAUUUUAUUUUUUAAAUAAAUAAUUCAAUACAAUAAUAUGUAUGUAAAACAUUUACAUUUGACAUUUUUGUCAUUUAGCAAAUGCUCUUAUCCAAAGCGACUUACACCAACUGCAUUCAUCUUAAGAUAGCUCGGUGAGACAACCACAUAUGACUGUCAAAUAUACAGGAUACGAACAUUCCAUUCCAGCUAAUGGAUAUACUGUAAGGCGUUUAGCAAAAAACACAUUUUCUUAUACAUCUAAAAUCUAUGAAUUAUAUACAAAUCUGAGAAUAGUAAUAUUUUACACACACAUGAAGGUACCCAUAAGCAAUCAUUUCUGAUGAAAAAACACGAAUGUGAAAAAUUUGUGGAUAUAGCGUUUUGGAAAUAAACUCUUCAAUUGAUCUUUGAAAUAACAACGUUGGUGUUUUAAUAAAAAGGAUGGCUUACAGAAAAAACUGGCAAUGGCCUGACUCUUUUCUGUUCAUUGGAGUAUGUAUGACUGAAUGUGGGUGUGUUUCAGUUCUCAAAAAUACUUCCUGUCCUAGUCUCCUUUUCUUCAUAUGCAUAUCUGAAAACAUAGGACAGGUUAAGCAAUUUGGAGGAAGGCUACUGGUCAUUUUCUUUCUCCAGUCCAAUACUUUCAGUUCAGUAUGGGUCUGCCGUCUGCUUGUCAUUUUUCCAAACAAAAUGGCUGCCCUUCUCGUUCUGCUAGCGUACUCGGAACACUGAUAAACCCAUUGUCUCACACUCCCUAAGGCUCUUUCCCUCCCUAAACCUAUUUUGCCUCAUCCAUAUUCAGAUAAACUAAAGCCUCAGUGGUUACAGGAGUGGUAAUGUUUUAGUCAGGUGGUUAAGGCCCUUACUGUGCUUUACAUCCAUACCUACUGUGUGAAAAGCCCUUGUAUGUCCAGGCUGUAGAAGUGCAGGGAAACAAUGUGCCACAUUAGAGAGAAGACAACCACUCUAACCACUAGAUGGCAACAUUGUUUUUACAGUACAGUCAAUGCUUAUUCAGAGCUCUUUAUUGAAAUGAGGCUCAGUAUGUACACAAUUACAGUACUCAGUGUGUGUGUGUGUGUUUGUUUGUGUGUGUGUGUCUGUAUGUGUCAGUUUACUGUGUGUGAGUACAAGCUUGCGCGUAUAUCAUUGGGUAGCGGCUGAUUUGCAGAGAUUGCACUGUAAAAUGGUUGAUCUCUGCACACUGCAGGAGAGUGGGAUUCUGGGCCAAGAGCCCAGACGUGUGUGUGUGUGUGUCUGUACGUGCGUGCCUGUGUCCGCACAUUCAACUGCCUGCUAUUUCCUGAGCAAUCUGUUUCGACAGAUAAACAUCAGUUGAACCAGAGAAAACCACAGCAAAACAUGGGACUGCUAUCAACCAAACCACCCCUUUAACAACUGGUGUUGGGAAAAUAUUAUGUGUGUGUGUGAGUGUGUGUGUGAGUGUGUGUGUGUGUGUGUGUGUGUGUGUGUGUGUGUGUGUGUGAGUGUGUGUGUGUGUGUGUGUGUGCACGGGCGUGUGUGUGACUCACACCAGGCAGAGCACAGCUGAGUUCCGAGUGUGUCAUUAACACUUUUGCACCCUGAACCAAUCAGAUAACCACCUCAAUAAUCACUAUGGUUGUGUACCAGAGUGUCUUUCUUGCAGUCGCACUGCAGUAUUUACGGUGUGGGAUAAACAUGUAGGACCACAUAGCCUACUAGUAAGAGAUGUCUAUAAUUGUCACCCAUGAUAGAUACAGUAUGUAUACCACAGUAUACCAAGUUAUCUAUGGAAGUGUAUGAAUCGCAUAUUUGAAUGUCAUUCAUUUUGUAUGAGAAUACAGAUCUCAGAUAGCACCUCAGGCUCUAAUAAAUAAAUACAAAUGAUAUGGCUCCUACAUCUUCUAUGUCCUCUAGUAGAGCUUUCCCCAGAAACUCUGAGCACUAG
Coregonus sp. 'balchen' is the source of this 15350-nucleotide messenger RNA. The record is from the annotation of a GenBank genome assembly. Lineage: Eukaryota; Metazoa; Chordata; Actinopteri; Salmoniformes; Salmonidae.